Messenger RNA from Hemisphaericaspora subhashii, 753 nucleotides. RefSeq names its product sepiapterin reductase family protein. The transcript is spliced from 2 exons. Bases 1 to 753 code for a protein of 250 amino acids. Gene Ontology annotation, cellular component: intracellular anatomical structure. The record is from RefSeq and is a predicted model, not a curated record. NCBI's taxonomy places the organism in Eukaryota, Fungi, Ascomycota, Pichiomycetes, Serinales, Debaryomycetaceae. Gene Ontology annotation, molecular function: oxidoreductase activity, acting on NAD(P)H, oxygen as acceptor.
AUGACUCAUGUAACUAUAGUAACAGGUGCUUCCAGAGCAAUUGUUGAAGUUCUCCUAAAUAAAAACUCAACAACUAAAGUUAUAGCAAUCGCGAGAUCUCAACAACCAUUAGAAUCUUUAAUUCAGAAAUACGGAAAUGAUAGAGUAGGUAUCGUUGUUGGAGACCUUACUGAUUCAAACACUUCGAUUAAAGCAGUCGAAUUAGCGGAAUCAAAAUUUGGUCAACUUAAUUCAAUCAUUGCCAAUGCAGGAGCAUUAGAACCAGUAGGAUCAAUUGAAAAACAUAAUAUUAAAGAAUGGAAAAGAUUAUUUGAUAUUAACUUCUUUUCUGUCGUGGAAUUGAUUCAAAUUGCAUUACCUGCCUUGAAAAAGACUAAGGGGAAUGUGAUUGCUGUUUCUUCUGGUGCUUCGACCAAGCCAUAUAGUGGAUGGUAUGCUUAUGGAAGUUCAAAAGCAAGUUUGAAUCAUUUGAUUAUGUCUUUAGCUUCUGAGGAACCUGACAUUCAAGCGAUUUCUAUUGCUCCGGGUGUUGUUGAUACUGAAAUGCAACAGGAUAUCAGAAAUAAGUUUGGGAGAGAUAUGAGUAAAGAGGGUUCACAAAGAUUUAUUGAUUUACAUGAAAAUAAACAACUAUCACCUCCAGAAGUUCCAGCUAGAGUAUAUGCCAACUUAGCAUUGAAUGGAUGGUCAAAAGAACUUAAUGGUAAAUAUUUAAGAGUUGACGAAGAUGUUCUUAAACUGUACACUACAUAA